CAGAGAAGAAGAUGAAAGAACUGACAGACAAAAUGGCUGUGGGUAGAAGCUAGCCGCCUGGCUAAUGUAAACAUCAAGUCAUUGUCGACUGGAGCAGGAGCGACGACAACUUUUCCCGAUAACGUUUCACACUGCUAAUGAGCGUAAGGAUGAUGAGCCAGCGGUCUGAACGGCGCGGGAUCCAUCUGGACCAAUCGGAGCUGCUUUGCAAGAAAGGAUGUGGUUAUUAUGGCAACACAGCUUGGCAGGGCCUGUGCUCAAAGUGCUGGCGAGAGGAGAACCAGCGAGAAAGACAAAAACAGAUUCAAGAAGACUGGGCUCUUGCUGAGAGGCUGCAAAGAGAGGAAGAGGAAGCUUAUGCAAGCAGACAUCAGAGAGCCCAAUCACAGCCGACUAUAACACCCUUCAGCAAGUUUGAGGAAAGGAAAACAAAGGAAAAGUCCAGUAAAGUCAACACAGUCACAAAAUUUUUCACUCCCUCAGCAAAAACACCACCAAAAAAAGACACUACUUCUUUUGACACUCAAUCCAGUCCAAGCCCCAGCUCUUCAUCAAGCCGCCAUCCCCCUGCAGACACAGAUCAUGCAACACGAGAGUUCAUUGAUUUUCUCAAGCCUCUGAAAUCUGGCAGGGAGAUCUUUAAACAGUGUCGGGCUUUCACUGAGAGUAUGGUUUAUAAACGGGAUAUGGGAGCUGAUGAGCUGUCAGAGUGUGUGCAGGACUUUUACCAGAACCUCUCAGAUCGUCUCCAGACCCAGUUCAAAGGUUCCACUGAACAUGUCGAAAGUGUUAUGGAUGAAGUUGAAAAAUAUAUGAUGACUCGACUCUACAAGGAAGUCUUCUGUCCUGAGACUACUGAUGAUGAAAAGAAAGAUUUGGCCAUACAGAAGAGAAUCAGAGCCUUACAUUGGGUCACCAUCGAGAUGUUGUGUGUUCCUGUAGAUGAAGAGAUCCCUGAGGUGUCUGACAGUGUGGUCAAAGCCAUCACAGAUGUGAUUGAGAUGGAUUCGAAACGUGUACCUAAGGACAAGCUGGCAUGCAUCACACGUUGCAGCAAGCACAUUUUUAAUGCCAUCAAAAUCAGCAAGAAAGAGGCAGCGUCUGCAGACGACUUCCUUCCCACGCUUAUCUACAUUGUCCUGAAAGCAAACCCUCCACGACUUCAGUCCAACAUCCAGUACAUCACCCGCUUCUGCAACCCCAGCAGGCUUAUGACUGGAGAGGAUGGAUACUACUUCACUAACCUGUGCUGUGCAGUGGCCUUCAUUGAAAAGCUGGAUGGCCAGUCUCUGAACCUGAGCCCUGAGGAGUUUGAGCUCUACAUGUCCGGCCAGGCGUCCCCACACUGGCCACAAGGAGCUGGAGCCUCCUCCCCAGGCAGUGCAGCUCUGAGUCAGGUCCACAAGCGGCUAGAUCUGCUCACCGGCCUUGGCGAAAGGCAGGACCGGGUCAUCGAGAAGGCCCGCCAGCUGGAGAGUGACCUCAUCGACUGGACAGAUGAGGUAGAGCAAAAGGUGCAGAGUGUUCUAGAAAGCUUUCCACAAGAGACACACAACCCGACUGCAACCACAGCAAGUGGGACAACGUCUGCAGCAGCAUCAGCAAUAGACUCUGAUAACGUUGAGAAUGAGCGCCUGCCUCCACCGCUGCAACCACAAGUGUUCGCUGGUUGAUACAAGGAGCUCUGCUCUCAAAAAUCCCUCUAGAUGCUUUACUCCACCCUUCCCCUCCACCCUGCUGUCCACAUGCACAUACAGUGGCCAUCUGAUACAUGUCCCAUUUCCACUCCAUCCAUCAGGGUCCAGAUUGUGGUGACAGCAUACCAUAAUCCCUACAACAGCAACUACAACUGAACUGUCAUGGAAAUUAAGGAAUUAAAAUAAUAGUUUGGUGUUCAGGGAAAUGCAAUUAUUGGCCUUCUUGCUAAAAGUCAUUUAACAAAAGCACUUCACUAUAUCUGUCUGACAUAUUAAAGCUACGGUUAAGACAACUAGCAGGGGUUAGUGUUAAUUUGUAGAAAUCCCGGAAGCAUUGCCACAGACAAAAUAUAUUCACUUCCCUAUGUUAAUCUUAUUUGUUUAAUCUUACAUUUGUUUACUUAAUGAUUUGUGUUAGAGGCGACUCUAGAAAUACCAGUCUAGCCACUGCCUGUGCUAGUAGUCUUUGAACUCAGCAAACCAUCUCCUAGCUGUAGCAAUAUACAUAAUAGACAGAUAUAUGAGUGGUGUGAACCUUAUCAUUCUGUUUUCAGCAAGAAAGUGAAAAGGCAAUUCCUUUAACAUUAGGAACUGUUUAGCAGUGUGGCAAAGCCAAGGACUCUUCAGGAUGUUGGUCCUGGUUACAAAGUGAUGGAUCCAAUGCACCACAAACAGCAGAAGCCUUGAGACUUGGUUUGUCUUUUAGUUCACAUUCAGGUGUCCUUUGUCUUGCCAUGUCAUCAUGAGGCUCAGAUAAUUCAGGCUCAGUCCAUUUCAGUUUGGACAUAUAAUCCCUUUAUGAGCUUUGCGUCCUUGUUAUACGACGUGCAGGGAAUCCUUCCACAAAGUGACGUCCAGAUCACCUCGAAUGGCUCUUUUUGGGGUAAAGGAGCUGUGACUCCGCCCUCUGCUCUUCCUGAUCAUCUGUUUGUCAUGACAUCCUCAGUACCUCAAUACUUUUUUCAUCCUUUUGCUUUUUACAGAUGGGAUAAAAAGUUGGAAGGGAUUUUUAAACCUUUUUCUGUCAUCAUUUGUGACUUAUCAGGCGAAGUUGUUGCCGUUAUUUUGUGACGUCUCCAGGUGUGUGAGUAGCUUAUGUGUUUGAAUGUGCGCGUCUGUAACUUGACUGAAGGCUUAAAGGCUACCUGCAUAGUAUCCAUGAUUGGAACAGCAACUUUUAGUAAAAUAUGUUCUUGGUAAAGGAAAUGGAAAAAUCUGAAUUGGAAAGUUAACUUCCUCUCCCUGAAAUAACCCUCCAACUCAUGCUUGUGAUUUGUGCUGUGUUUGCUGUGUAUUUCCCCGUCCUGUGGAGGUAAUUUCCUGAGAAACAGAGUUUGUGUGAGUCUAGCAUGCAGGCGAGAGUGUGCGUGCGCGAGUAUGCAUUGCAUGGACAUGUCCCAUGAAUAUUGUUAAAUCAUAAAAAUCCAGUUGUGUGUGAAUAUUGUAGUCUUGUUUUCAUGCCAGACCUCUCACUCCAGUCAGAAGCUGGAUGUACAGAAGUGAUUUUAUUUUUCUAUAGAGUGGCAAGUAUCAACUCUUCUGGAUGCAAUAGGAGACAUUAAUCCUGUAAUAUUUACAGUAGUACUCUUGUUAAAGAACACUGCUUGAAGACGUGACAAAAAUUCCAAUGAGUGAAUAGUAAGCAAUUAACAUUUUCAAUCAAUACUUUUAUCGGCUGAAGAGGGUGGCAGAAGCAUGUCCAACUUUAAUGUAAGUCUAUUUUAGGUGAAUGAACUUAUGCUCUGUGGGGUUAGUAGACCAGAUGAUGAUGAUUCCGUUUUCUUUGUAAGCACCUGAUAUGAAACUACUCCUAACGCCUGUUGCUUUACUAGUGCAGAAGAAUAAUAUGUUUCAUUUAACUUAUUUUUAAGCACUUUUUUUUUUUAAAAAGACAUUAAAUGAAGGAAGUGAAUAAUAAGCUUCCAUUUAAAGGAUGAUGCUCACUGUCUUCAGAGAAAACAGUGGUGUUGACUGGCGGAUUUGACAGCCCUGUAGUGGAAGAAAUGUUCAAAAAGUCCCAGUUUGCAAAAUGUGAAGGGCAGAUUUUUUUUUAACCCCUUUCUCAUGAACUAAGAUUUUCUUUGCGUUGCUUGAUGUCUGCAACAGUAUAGCCCAUGUGCAGUUGGUGUCCAAUUUUAGUUUGACAAACGGCUUUUAAUGCAGAUCUUAACAAUAGCUUGAAUAACUUCAUAUUGCACUGUAUGCAGAAGCCAUUUACCUGAUAUUUUCAAAAGUUUCAAACACUUUGUAACCUUAUAGGUUUGUUAUCACAUGGGAAAAACAAAGUCAAUACUGUCUUUUAUUUAAAUGUAACUUAUUGCAGCAGUAUUGGUUUAUUUGCAUCUAUGGGUGUGUGAUUAUGAUGAUGAUGAUGAUGAUGAUAAUAAAUAAAAAUUGAAAACAGUG
Molecule: messenger RNA, 4103 nt
Organism: Sphaeramia orbicularis (orbiculate cardinalfish)
Lineage: Eukaryota; Metazoa; Chordata; Actinopteri; Kurtiformes; Apogonidae
Gene: rabgef1l
Product: RAB guanine nucleotide exchange factor (GEF) 1, like
Exons: 9
Coding region: 138-1673 (511 amino acids)
Biological process (GO): vesicle-mediated transport
Cellular component (GO): cytosol; endocytic vesicle
Molecular function (GO): guanyl-nucleotide exchange factor activity; small GTPase binding; DNA binding
Source: RefSeq, a predicted model, not a curated record